CAGUCUUCUGUGUUAAUCUUAUCAGAUUUUUUCUAUGUGUAUCAGAAGCAAAACAAAACAAUCUAAAUUUGGGCAUGUUUAGUUUGAAAUACAAAUUAUUAUCAACAUUUGAACAAUUUGUCCAAAACUAAAUCCAUUCAUAUAGGAUUUAGCUUCCCCAGAGCUAAUGGGAAUCAGUGGUUUCAUUGUUUGUCACUAUGGAAACCAGUCAGCCUAUCCUGAAUCACUAUUAGAUCAUACGGAAUGAUGCACAUAUCUCUGUGUAACUUCAUCAUUCAGCAAGUUGGUUUCAUAUACACUUGCUCCAACAGUGUGAUCUGUCCAUAGCAAGUGGGACAAUGCAGGGUUCGCCUAGGAGGCUCUCAGCUGUGAAUUUUCUGAGCACUUUUUUCCAAGGUCGAAGGCACUCUACUUCUGAUCCUUUGCUUCGUUUGCACCAGAGACGACGAAAUUCAGUUAUAGAAGUGCUUUCUUCAUCUUCCCAUCGGGUUAUGGUGGCUAUAUCUUCUGUCAGCACUGCAGAAAUAAAUCCAACUUUUCCUGAAAGAAAAAGAAGUUCACGACGUCCAACACCAAAAUAUACUAAAGUUGGGGAACGUUUACGACAUGUUAUUCCUGGACAUGUGGCAUGUUCAAUGGCAUGUGGUGGUCGAGCGUGCAAAUAUGAGAAUCCAGCACGCUGGAGUGAGCAGGAACAAGCCAUCAAAGGGAUUUAUUCCUCCUGGGUCACAGAUAACAUACUUGCAAUGGCCAGACCAUCAACUGAGCUAAUUGAAAAGUACAACAUCAUUGAACAGUUUCAAAGCUAUGGCAUAAAAACAGUAAUUAACCUUCAGCGACCUGGAGAGCAUGCAAGCUGUGGGAACACCCUAGAACCAGAAAGUGGCUUCACUUACCUCCCUGAAGCUUUCAUGGAAGCUGGCAUUUACUUCUACAAUUUUGGCUGGAAGGACUAUGGUGUAGCAUCUCUUACUACCAUCUUAGAUAUGGUGAAGGUGAUGACAUUUGCCUUACAGGAAGGGAAAGUAGCUAUUCAUUGUCAUGCUGGGCUUGGUCGAACAGGUGUUUUAAUAGCUUGUUAUUUAGUUUUUGCAACAAGAAUGACUGCAGAUCAAGCAAUUAUUUUUGUUCGGGCAAAAAGGCCAAAUUCAAUACAAACAAGGGGCCAGUUAUUAUGCAUAAGAGAGUUCACUCAGUUUUUGAUUCCUCUUCGCAACGUGUUUUCUUGCUGUGAGCCCAAAGCACAUGCUGUUACUUUAUCACAGUACUUAAUUCGCCAGCGUCAUUUACUUCAUGGUUAUGAAGCUCGACUUCUAAAGCACGUGCCAAAAAUUAUUCAUCUGGUUUGCAAACUGCUGUUGGACUUAGCUGAAAACAGACAGGUAAUAAAAGAGGACAUUUUAAAGAUACCUGAUCUCUCCGCUGAAAUUGAAAAGACCGUUUCAGAGAUGGUCACAAUGCAGCUAGAUAAAGAGUUAAUGAGACGUGUGAAUGACGCAUCCCUUCCAUUCACCCCCUCAUCAGUGGCAGUAGCUUUUGAGAACCAGGAUGCUGUUUUCUCCAGUGAACAUGACUUUGAUCCUCUUUGGAAGAGGCGGAAUGUUGAAUGCCUUCAGCCUCUGACUCAUCUGAAAAGACGGCUCAGCUACAGUGACUCAGACCUAAAAAGAGCUGAAUUUCUUUUGGAGCAGGGAGAGACUCCAUGGACAGUGCCUACCCAAGUAGUCCUGUGCUGUGACCUCAAGCAGCAGCAACAGCAGCAGCAGCAGCAGCCACUGCCACCGCAACCUGUGAGCCAAGCUUGUGUUCAGCCAUCGCCUCCUCUGGACUUUAAUAAAGAAGCUUUGGUCCGCAAUACAUUUACUUUCUGGAAUCAACCUAAAUGUGGUGGUCUAGAGGGAUCCAGAGAUGAGGGGUCACCCCUUUUCCUUAGGAGAAAGAUUCCAAAGGAAAUCCAGCGGAGUAGAACCUUUUCUUCGGGUUUUUCAGGUGUGCACAACACUGGAGAGUCAGUCCCAGCCAAGGUUGCCAAUGUACCUGGGCCACCAAGCAGCCUGUCCCAGAAAGCUGACCACUGUAAAUAUGACCCAGACAGUAACUGGGGACAAGAUCCUAUGGCUUGUGGUGGGAAUUACUGUGUCCCUCAGAAUUAUGACAUUGCUCCUGGGGCAGAAGGCUUUGUCAAAUCUGAAAACCAAGAGAGUAAUGCCCCACCACAAGCAAUGCCCCUGAGUGUGGAAGCUCGAAGAGUGUUGGCGGCAAAAGCCCUGGCAAAUUUGAAUGAAUUUAUAGAAGAAACGGAAAUAAAACAGAAGGUGGAAAUGUGGCAGAAAGAAUUAAAUUCUCGAGAUGGGGCUUGGGAAAGAAUAUGUGGAGAAAAAGAUCCUUUCAUACUGUGUGGCUUGAUGUGGUCCUGGGUAGAGCAACUAAAGGAACCUGUUAUAACCAAAGAGGAUAUUGACCUGCUAGUCAACAACUGUGCUGAUGUAUCAGAAGCACUUUCCUUAUUAGAAAAGGGGCAACACCAGACAAUUCUUUGUAUCUUGCAAUGUAUAGUGAAUUUGCAGACCAUUCCAGCUGAUGUAGAGGAAGCCUUCCUUGCCCAUGCCAUUAAAUCAUUCACCAAGAUUAAUUUUGAUUCUGAAAAUGGACCAGUGGUUUACCACACUCUGAAAAAAAUAUUUAAGCACGCAUUAGAAGAAAAAAGAAAGAUUACAAAAGAAGGAUCAGAACACACCUCUUAAUGUUUACAGUUCUGUGUUGGGGGUCUUCUGUGGAUCCCAAGAAGGAUCUGUUUAAUCAGCUACUUUUUCGCCCUUCAAUGUUUAUCUUAACUUAACCUGAAGACCAUGAUAACAUUUAUGUUCCUAUGUGAAUAUGUUGAAGUUCUUAAGAGCUGCUUUUUUGUGGUUUUAUUGUGGCAUUUCAUUUAAAGUGAUAUCAUUUUGUAUUAUGUAUGAUAUUAUUUUGAGGCUAUUUAUUGAUUCUGAAAAACACAACCACAUGCUUUAUUUUUGUUUUUGAACAAUUGCCAUAAAGUCAGUGCCAUUUCCUUUUAUUUAGUGAAUUGAACUAAUGUUAUUGUAUUAACAUUUGAAGUACAUGAUGUUUACAUUAAUGUUUUUCUGUUUUAUAUUGUUGUAGAUAACUGACACUACUUUCCAAAACAAUUGUCUUAAUGACUAAAAUGUCUUUGGAAUUUAAAAAAUAGAUACUUUAAUAGUAAAACAACACUAUAUAGCCAUUCCUUCCUGAUAUGUAACUUAAAUAAGUCACCAAGUGUCUUGAAAUGUUGUUUUAUAUUUGUGACUAUGUUUCUGUGGCAAGAUUUUUAAAGAAUUUUUUUUCAUUUGUUUGAGUUUCUCUUGUUUUUAAUAUGGCAAAAUAUUUCAAGGUAUAUUUUUCCAAUAUAAGUAAUUUGAUGUUAAAAGAUUGAAUGUAAUUUGGUUUGGUAAUUUUGUAUUUGGGAAAAGUAGAUCUGCUUUAUUUGUCAGGACCAUGGAUGAACUUUGCCGCACACCAGCCUUUGCCAUCCUAGGAAGGCAGUAUCCAUUCUCAGGACCUAAAGCCUUAUUUCCUCUGUACUGGGUAACUGCUUAGCCAAAUAGCUACACGCUUAUCUUCAAAUUAUCUUCAAUAAGAAAAUAGGAUAAAGGACUGAUUUGACAGUAAGAGACAGAGCUAGGUUUUCAUAAAAUGACCCAUGACCACUGAGAGCAUUUUUCAUAGUAAAGAAAAUUGUGGUUCAAGAAUUUCUUAUAGGGAUUAUGGAAUCCUAAAGGAGUUUCAUUAACCCCAGCAUAUUCUGUCCUUUUGAGUGAGGGCAUGAUUGAAAGGUUUUAAAGAUUUUUUUCCUCUAGAAGUUGUUCUAGAAGUAUGGUUACUCCACGUCAUCUAGAGCUCCUUUUAUAAAUCCCUAGUUCCGUUAUGGAAACUCCCAUAUCUUGAGAUAGGAGGUAAUAGGCUGAGAUGAUGAUGAUGGGACUGAGAAUAUUAGGCACAGUGGAAGAGAUAUUAAAGGGAAUCUAGCAUCAAAGCUUUCUUGUCUUAUCAUCAUUGUCUUCUAUACCAUUUCUAGUUCUGGGGCUUUAUGGACCCUAUCUCAUCAGGACCACGUAGUUCCAAAGGUUUGCCCUAUUAAGAUUUUAUCAUUUUGGGAUUAUAAUGGAUUAAAUUUGGUCCAAACAGGGUACUGUUUUUCAGUUAACAACUGAGUGAUGUUAUGUAGAAUAAGUUG
Messenger RNA from Sarcophilus harrisii (Tasmanian devil), 4237 nucleotides. RefSeq names its product protein tyrosine phosphatase domain containing 1 (gene PTPDC1). Gene Ontology annotation, biological process: cilium assembly; protein dephosphorylation. The record is from RefSeq and is a predicted model, not a curated record. Gene Ontology annotation, molecular function: protein tyrosine/serine/threonine phosphatase activity. NCBI's taxonomy places the organism in Eukaryota, Metazoa, Chordata, Mammalia, Dasyuromorphia, Dasyuridae. The coding region runs from base 339 to 2744 and encodes 801 amino acids. The transcript is spliced from 9 exons.